Mangifera indica (mango) is the source of this 2068-nucleotide messenger RNA. RefSeq names its product inositol transporter 1-like. Gene Ontology annotation, cellular component: membrane. The transcript is spliced from 7 exons. NCBI's taxonomy places the organism in Eukaryota, Viridiplantae, Streptophyta, Magnoliopsida, Sapindales, Anacardiaceae. Gene Ontology annotation, molecular function: myo-inositol:proton symporter activity. The record is from RefSeq and is a predicted model, not a curated record. Bases 275 to 1768 code for a protein of 497 amino acids. Gene Ontology annotation, biological process: transmembrane transport.
ACUUUCUCAUCAUCCUCUUCACGUUUUCUCUCUUCCCAGGUCCCCAUAGAACACAAUUUUUCACUAAAUUCCGGGAAAAUACGUCUGCGGUCCGAUCGAAUCAAAAUCUCUUUCUCGACUCAUUUCUAAUUCUUCCUUGCUUUCCAUAGUGUCCCUCUGACGACCAAAACGUCAUCGUUUUGACGACAUUUUUGCGCUAUCAGCUGCUUCAGUCGUCUUCUUUUUUUGAAUCUUCUCGACAAUCAGUAUUUUUUUUUAAUUUCAGUGUAGAAGGAUGACGUUGGAUUCAAUUCCUGGUAGUUCGGGUUACUUGGAUACAUUUCCUGAGAGGCGAAUGUCGUAUUUUAGUAAUCCGUACAUUCUCAGAUUGACGGUAAUUGCCGGCAUUGGUGGACUCCUCUUCGGCUACGAUACCGGUGUCAUAUCAGGAGCCCUUCUGUAUAUAAAAGAUGAUUUUGAGGUGGUAAAUCAGAGUACUUUCCUACAGGAAACAAUUGUGAGCAUGGCCUUGGUUGGUGCAAUGAUUGGAGCUGCAUCAGGGGGCUUGAUGAAUGAUGCCUAUGGACGGAAGAAAGCUACUCUUCUUGCUGAUGUUGUAUUUACAAUCGGAGCAAUUGUCAUGGCUGCUGCACCGGAUCCAUAUGUUCUAAUAUUGGGACGGCUUUUAGUUGGCCUGGGUGUGGGUGUAGCAUCUGCAACUGCUCCAGUAUAUAUAGCUGAGGCAUCCCCAUCAGAAGUAAGAGGUGGACUUGUGAGCACAAAUGUGCUUAUGAUAACUGGUGGACAGCUUCUUUCCUACCUCAUAAAUCUUGCUUUUACAGAGGUACCUGGAACAUGGAGAUGGAUGUUAGGAGUAUCAGGUGUGCCAGCUGUCAUUCAGUUUGUCUUAAUGCUUUUUAUGCCAGAGUCUCCCCGGUGGCUUUUUAUGAAGAGUGAUAAAGAUAAAGCCAUUUCCGUGCUUGCUAGAAUUUAUGACAUUGAUCGAUUAGAGGAUGAAAUUGAUCACCUUUCUGCUGCUUCAGAGGAAGAACGUCUGAAAAAGAAUACUGUCAGAUACAUUGAUGUAUUUAAAUCGAAAGAGAUCAGACUUGCUUUUCUGGCUGGGGCUGGGCUUCAGGCGUUUCAGCAGUUCACUGGUAUAAAUACAGUCAUGUAUUACAGCCCGACAAUUGUUCAAAUGGCCGGCUUCAAAUCAAACCAGCUUGCACUUCUCCUAUGUCUUGCUGUCGCUGGUUUAAACGCAGCUGGCACAAUUGUUGGGAUUUACCUUAUUGACCAUGUUGGAAGGAAAAAGUUGGCCCUCACAAGUUUAUCUGGUGUUGUUGUAUCCCUUGUCCUCCUCGCUUGGGCAUUCUUUGCCGAAUCAUCUGGUUCUUCUAGUGGACUCUAUGGGUGGAUUGCCGUUCUAGGGUUAGCGCUAUACAUUGCUUUCUUCUCACCGGGCAUGGGACCUGUGCCAUGGACUGUCAACUCCGAGGUGUAUCCUGGGCAAUACCGAGGGAUUUGUGGUGGCAUGUCCGCAACUGUAAACUGGGUCUCAAACUUGAUUGUUGCCCAAAGCUUCCUUUCAAUAGCUGAUGCUGUUGGUACCGGAGCCACUUUCUUGAUUCUUGCUGGCAUUGCUGUACUUGCAAUCUUUUUUGUGAUCACCUGUGUGCCUGAAACUCAGGGAUUGACAUUUCUUGAAGUGGAACAACUUUGGAAGGAGAAAGCAUGGGGCACUAGCUGUAACACAGACAGCCUCCUGGAGCACGGAAAUGACCCCUAAGUUUCGUGAUAACCCAGAACCAGUGUUCAAGUUUAAAGAUUUCCAUCAGCCUAAGGUUUUUGAUAAGGUGAGUAGCAUUUCAGAAUUAAUACUGAUUUUAGAGAUUCCGAAUUAUAUGUAUAUGUCUAUCUAUGAACCCAAUCCACAGAGAUCAUGGAAUCAAGUUUUAUGUUCCAUGGUGCGAGGGACAAGUAGUUUGUGUCAUAGGGUUUGUCUGGUCAAGUGAUGUGCUACAGCUCUAGUAAAGGUACAUUGGAACUGUUUGUUUUUGUAUCAAUGAAGUUGUUAUUUUGGGCUGAA